AUGUGGUUCCUCGCUGACUCCGCCCACUCCACGUUCACUGGCCCUUACUACAAACAUAGAGCGCACGGAUAUGGCUAUGGCGGUGGAUAUGGGAAAGGCCAUGGCGGUGGAUAUGGGAAAGGCCAUGGGGGUGGAUAUGGGAAAGGCCAUGGGGAUGGAUAUGGGAAAGGCCAUGGAGGUGGAUAUGGCCAUAGUGGAGGGUACGGAAAGGGCCACGGAGGAGGAGGAUAUGGCCAUAGUGGUGGAUAUGGGAAAGGCCACGGUGGAGGAGGUGGAUAUGGCCACAGUGGAGGGUACGGAAAGGGCCAUGGGGGUGGAUAUGGCCACAGUGGAGGAUACGGGAAAGGCCACGGUGGAGGUGGAUAUGGCCACAGUGGAGGGUACGGAAAGGGCCAUGGGGGUGGAUAUGGCCACAGUGGAGGAUACGGGAAAGGCCACGGUGGAGGAGGAUAUGGCCAUAGUGGAGGAUAUGGGAAAGGCCACGGAGGUGGAUAUGGCCAUAGUGGAGGUUACGGCAAAGGAGGUAGCCAUAAAGGUGGCUAUGGACAUGAUGACGGAUAUGGGUAUGGCCAUGAUGAUGGUUAUGGCCAUGAUGAUGGAUACGGAUAUGGUCACGAUGACGGCUAUGGCCAUGACGACGGGUAUGGAUAUGGUCAUGAUGACGGAUAUGGCCACGAUGACGGAUAUGGCCAUGAUGACGGAUACGGAUAUGGUCAUGAUGAUGGCUAUGGCCAUGACGAUGGGUAUGGUCACGACGAUGGUUAUGGCCACGAUGACGGAUAUGGCCACGAUGACGGAUAUGGCCACGAUGACGGGUAUGGCCACGAUGACGGGUAUGGCCAUGAUAGCGGCUACGGCUACAAAGGUGGAUACGGACGUGACGACGAAUUCGACCUUGCCAGUGACUUCGACUCAAUCAUUUCUAUCUGA
Penaeus indicus is the source of this 930-nucleotide messenger RNA. RefSeq lists its product as uncharacterized. NCBI's taxonomy places the organism in Eukaryota, Metazoa, Arthropoda, Malacostraca, Decapoda, Penaeidae. The transcript has a single exon. The coding region runs from base 1 to 930 and encodes 309 amino acids. The record is from RefSeq and is a predicted model, not a curated record.